AAAGCAUUGGAAACAUCGGGGGCGGUCAAGUUAAUUUUGCGACGUGACCUUUGGUUUAGUAUGAUUUUAGCUUUUCUUCGUUCACAGUUGGAUGUCCCAUUGUAUUGCUUAUGGCUCAUUGCUGUGGCUUUUCUAUGUGAUUUGAACACCGUCUGUGGUGCUAACUUAGAUGAUGAUUUUGCAGAGUUUGAGGAUCCUGAUGAUUGUAAGUGCUCGAUGACUAGCAAACCAGUUCAAUGACGAUUGUUAUUGAACUGGUUUGCAAGUAGUCUAUGAUAAUUCGUUUUGUGACUGGGAUUUUGGCUGCCGUUUAUUUUUAGUCCGUUGUCAAUUCUUGACCAUACAGAUGACAAAAGUAUUUUGUUACAUGAAAAAUGUUUGACGGUCAUAUUGCCAUUAAAGUCAAAAUUAAUCGACUUCGAUCAUACAUACCUGCCUUCAAUUUUCUUAUUUUAAACCACUGGAAUGAUGUAAGACGGCGACGCUUUAACAAAUCACCGAGUUUUAUGGUAGCUAACGUUCAUUGUUAUACCUUGUACAAUAUGGAAAUUUCUACAUCCACUUAAUAUCCACCAGUUCUUUGUUAUGCCAAACGUUUUGUAUGUCUUUGUGGGAUGACUCCUCUCACACAUUUUCGGACAAAAUGCAGAUACUCCAGUUUUAAUCUAAAGAGAUAAUUUAUAAGUAAACUUUACUGGCAACUGCCUGAGUAAUGAUUAUAUAUUAACUGGAUUAUACAACCCAUCACAUUCCUCAAAAUAACAGUUCCAAAAGUUUUAUUUGUUGCAGGCAAGUAAAAAGCUCUGGUUUUUUGUAGGGAACUGACUCAAGAGGAUCCCCACCAACUUAACGGACUCCACACAUUGAAAUCCCUUCAUUCAACACUAUCUUAUUAGCCAUGUUUUCAAGCUGUUAGUGAUGAGUCACAAGCACUAGACAGUAAAUCGAAAUUGCAAGAAAAAUGUUGGCUUUAAUUGUUAAAGUAUUUUGUUUAUUGUUUUAGAAUACCUCUGCUAGCCUACUUGUCAUGAUGCCAAAGGAAUGAUAACCUAAACGUGGCAUCCAUCUACAAAUUUAUUGGUAGUUACACUGCGCCAUGUUCGUCGGUUUUGAUUACCUGAUUUGGGUUUGAGUAAUUAUCAUAAUUAGUGUUUAGACAUGACUCAGUAGACCGGGUGCAUCGGAAACUUUUAGAGAGCUGUUUCAUCCGGAUCUGAAGUGUUCAUUCCAGUUUUUCUUGAAGAUAUCUAUGUUUAAUCUGACGAGAAAAGAUCCCCGAUUAAUUAAAAAUAAUGAAGUAGGGCUGUGAAAUUGAUAAAGGGUGUUGUACUCGAACUAUUUCAUGAUUAAGUUGGUUGUACUCAUUCAUAAGAUAAAUUUAUUUGACUUUACCUAGGUUAGUGUAAAUUAUUUUCGUAGCUUGUAUUAUUGUAUAGUUACCUUAAAUAGUACAGACAAGCAAAUAUUAUAUAAACUAAACAAUUCUCAAGUUUGUAGUACAAGAAAUGGAUUUCGAUUUAGUGGUUACUGCGUCACCUAAUUAUUAAUAAUGGCUCAACUUGUCUCUACGUAAAUCUUCGUUGUUUUUGUACCGGGAAAUUGAGGGUUUAUGAACAUUAUCACUGGACUUCAUAAACUACAAACGAAAAAGAUGGAACUACUCAACUGGAUUGAUAGCGUACAUUGGUUUUCUAAGAUUCAUGCAAAAUAAUGAGGUUAUUGUCAUUAUUUUCUAUUAAUGUCCUAAUUUCCUGAACAUUGUAGCUUUUACUGCUGAUACCACAGAAUCUGUUCCUGUCCAAUCGGCCCGUCAGCACAAAGCUGAGAAUGUCGAUAAAAAUAUUUCAGAAAAUAGUUUCUCUCUAAACACUGGGAUCGAUCGUGAUGGCGAAGCAGUCUUUCACACAGCUAAAUCACCAACUGAUGGAGCAACCGUAGAGGAUAGCGAAUUAGAGGAAGAGUCAGAAGACAUGAGACUUGACGAUGAUGAAGAGUUUGAGGGUUUGUCACCCAAUCAACCAAUUCUAAAUACCGAUAAAACAAAAAAUGGUAAACGAAAUCUGAUAAUUGCAAAGGUCCCACAUCAUCUUACUCGUUCAUGGGACAAUUUUCAUUUGGAAAUGCUUUUUGUACUAGCCUUAAUGAUAUAUACGUUGAAUUUUGUAAUCGGACGUUCCAAAAAUGCACAGUUGGCAAACACUUGGUUUUCUGCCCAUCAGCCAUUAUUAGAAACUAAUUUUGCCGUAGUUGGUGACGAUGGUCUAGCUGAACCUGGAACUGGGACAUUGAUGAAGGAAUCAGAACAUUUAUAUUCUCUUUGGUGUACCGGAAGUGUACACUGUGAUGCGAUGCUAAUUGAACUGCGUUUAGUCAAGCGUCAAUGUUUAUUCUUCGCAAUUGCCAACUGGAUAAGACCGGUUCAUGAUAGCAUUGUAGUGAAAGUAAUUAUGGACGAUUCUGAAAUGGAUGGUUGGGUCAUGGCGGUUGGUCGUAAGCGUCGUCUUCAAGCAUUAGCAAAAGAUCAUCAAGAUUUAGCUGUAUACUGUCCAGACAAACGUGGACAACGGCAUUCAUACCUACCAGAAUCUUUCAUGUUUUUAAAUGAGAUUCCAGAAGUUAUCCCGGCAAUUUUCAAUCCUCUUGUUUGUAAAUUUCUGAAUGAUUUUGAAGAAUCAAUCGAAUAUUUAUUUUUCUCCGAUCAGUAUAGUGGACCGAAACCUCCCCAAGAAGAUACAAAUACCCCUACAAAACCUCCAGUUACACAGAAAGCGCUUAUUUUUGCUUUCAGAUAUGUUCCAACAACAACAAAGUCAAAAUCUUUCUCAACAUCAUUUACAUCAUCAAAUAAUAAUGGUAAUGGUAAUCUUAAUAUUCAUAAUCAACACCAUCAGCAACCAAUCGAAUCGGCUACUGCCUUAUUCCAUUUUAUUUUUUAUGUGAUUGAGAAAGUUCGGCGAUUUCGUCUUAGUAAAGAGGGCAAGGCUAAAUCUGAACGAAAUAGGCAACGUGCACAUGAUUCACAUCUUAAGUUAAUGCACAGUCAACGACAGGAAGCAGCUCAAAAUCGUCGUGGUGAACGCCUACGAGCUGCUAAGGAGCGUAUAAUGGCUGAGGAUGAUCCUGAGAAAGCUCGAAAGCUUGAGGAGAAAGAACAACGUAAAGAAAAAUCAAAGAAAAUGCCAAAAAUGAAAAUGCUCAAAAUGAAAUAAUAGCAAUAGUAGUAUUAGUUGCCGACGUUUACGAAAGAUAAUAUCAUCAUGCCAGAUAAGUGAAGAAUGUUUAAAAAAAAGAUAAAACAGCUCGAAAUUUGGAUGGUACUAUUAAUCGAUAUCAGUACAAACACCACACCCAAAUCAACCUAAUAUGUAACCUAACUCAAAAAUUUUGUCCGGCUAGUCGUUGUUUUUUUUAAAUUAUAUUGUAGUGUUCCUUCCAUUUAUCAACACCCCCCCACCAUUGUCUUUUUAUCCUUCUGUUCUAAAAAAUUCAUCUCAUUCGUUUUUUUUUGUUAAAUAAUAGUCACCUCAUCACGCACAUAUACACACAUACCAAAUAUAUAUGUUUCCUCUACACAGAAAUUUAAAAAAAGAUUAUAAUAAUUACAGUAUUCUUUUGUAGUCGUUUGCAUGAUUUCCUCUUCUAUACCAUAAAUUGGUACGUUCGUGUGUUUGAUAUUGACUAUGAAGUAUAAAGUUCAUUGGUGCGUACAAAUAAUAACUAUCCUCCUAUAUUCUUUAUAUUAUUUUUUUCCACUCUAUCCUAUCCUUGUGCUUUAAGCGCAAGAUAUAUAUAUAUAUAUAUAUAUAUAUAUAUAUAUAUAUAUAUAUAUAUAUAUA
This is a messenger RNA of Schistosoma intercalatum, 3836 nucleotides long. The record is from the annotation of a GenBank genome assembly. Lineage: Eukaryota; Metazoa; Platyhelminthes; Trematoda; Strigeidida; Schistosomatidae.